GUUUCUAGUGGAGUCUUACACGGUGUUUUAAACAUAUCCCCUGAAAAAAUUCAAGCAAUCGACAUGGAUACGAUAAACUCCCCGAUUCGUUACACAUUUUUGAGUGGAACCCCAAAUUCUUAUUCGGAAUUUUUCCGAAUUGACCCCGAAACCGGAAGCGUCCAUCAAAUUAAAGCGGUCGAUACAUCGACCACGAAGAUGUUUAACGUUAUCAUUAAAGCGCAAGAAGUUUCCGAAGCGAAACGAUCCACCACUGCGAAACUAUUAAUAACGGUGAAACCAGUCGAUGCUAAUCCGCCGGAAAUCGUUUUUUCAUCAGAAGAGGGUUGGGUUAACGAAAACUCACCGAUUGGGACGAAUGUUUUAGAUAUAAAAGGGGACCCCGUGAUGGUUUCAGUUAUCGAUAAAGAUUUUGGCGAAGAUGACCCAAAACCAAUUUACACCUUCGAAUUAACCACCCCUUCCUUCAACAUCGACAAAAACGGCCGUUUAACCGUCAACGAAAACAAUUUGGAUCGGGAUCCCCCGAAUCCCGGGAAAUUCCGCUUUCAAAUCGUUGCCCGUGAAAAACACGGCGUUGCAGCAAGCGCCCCAAUUUCCAUCACCGUUAAUCUCAAAGACGUCAACGAUAACCCCCCGGUUUUACCCUCAAUCCCCCCCACAACCGUCCCAGCCGGAGAAACAAAACGAAAAGUAAUCCAAAUCCAAGCCACCGACAACGACGAAGAAGAAAACGCCCAAAUCACUUACUCAAUUUAUCACGUUUCAAAUAACGGAAACAAUAAAUUUAUGAUUGACCCAAUAACCGGUCAAAUUGAAAGUAUUCGAAAAUUAAAUGCUGGGGAGCAAUACAGCUUAACGGUCCAAGCGACCGAUAAAGGUGGUUUAUAUAGCCAAGCGAUUGUUGAAGUUACAGUAAGUCCUGGUCCAAACACUCAAAGUCCAGUUUUUGAGCAAAACGUUUACGAUAUUGAAGUAAGCGAGGGUGCUACGAUCAACUCAACAGUUGCAACAGUUUUAGCAAUCGAUCCCGAAGAAGACCCAGUAACUUAUUUUAUAGUUUCCGGAAACGAUUUGAGACAAUUCGCAAUCGGGCAAAAAUCCGGGGUAAUCACAGUAAUUAGAAAAUUAGAUCGCGAAGAUUUAACGCGAUACCAAUUAAUAAUAAAAGCCGAAGAUGCGGGGAAAUUAUCAAGUACAGCUACCGUUAAUGUAAAAGUAACCGACAUAAACGAUAAAAAUCCCGAAUUUAUUAACGAUCCUUAUAAUUUUACGGUAAAAGAAGGAUUAACAAACGUGAUCGUUGGUAAAGUCGAAGCUGUUGACGCUGAUGAAGGAAUCAACGCGAUCGUUUCUUACAUGAUUCCAACCGAUCUUCCUUUUAACAUCGACAAUCAAACUGGGGAAAUCACAACAAAUAAAGCUCUCGAUUUCGAAACAACCAAAAAUUAUCAAUUUGUCGUUACAGCAAAAGACGGCGCGUUAGAUCCGAGGAUAGCAACAGCCACGGUUACCGUUAACGUUUUAGACGUUGAAGAUGAACUUCCCGUUUUCUCUAAAGACCAAUACGAAGCUACCGUACCCGAAAACGUUCCCGACGCUUUCGUAACGGAUGUGAUGGCCCACGAUCCGGAUACAAUCAAAAAAAUUACGUACGUUAUUCAUCGCGGACCGACAGAUUUAUUUAGGAUCGAUGAGGGUAGCGGCGCGAUUUAUACAACGAGAGGGUUGGAUUAUGAAAAGGAAAGUGAGCAUACUUUGGUGAUUGGGACUUUGGAAAAUAUGUCUGAUGGAAAUGGGAGUACGACGAGAGUUCUUGUUAAAGUUGAGGAUCGGAAUGAUAUUCCUCCGGUUUUUACCAUUAUUCCUCAACCGAUUAUGUUGGAGGAUGAUACUGCCAUUGGAACGGCGAUUUAUGAUUUAGUUGCUACUGAUUCUGAUGGAACUGCACCUGGAAAUAAG
Molecule: messenger RNA, 1962 nt
Organism: Onthophagus taurus
Lineage: Eukaryota; Metazoa; Arthropoda; Insecta; Coleoptera; Scarabaeidae
Source: RefSeq, a predicted model, not a curated record